Pipistrellus kuhlii (Kuhl's pipistrelle) is the source of this 936-nucleotide messenger RNA. Its product is annotated as olfactory receptor 8A1. Gene Ontology annotation, molecular function: odorant binding; olfactory receptor activity; G protein-coupled receptor activity. The transcript has a single exon. The record is from RefSeq and is a predicted model, not a curated record. The coding region runs from base 4 to 936 and encodes 310 amino acids. Gene Ontology annotation, cellular component: membrane. Gene Ontology annotation, biological process: sensory perception of smell; G protein-coupled receptor signaling pathway. Lineage: Eukaryota; Metazoa; Chordata; Mammalia; Chiroptera; Vespertilionidae.
AAAAUGGCCACGGAAAAUCACUCCAUGGUGGUGACAGAGUUCAUUCUCCGGGGCUUGACCAAUCGGCCGGAGCUCCAGCUCCCCCUCUUCCUCCUCUUCCUGGGCAUUUACUCCGUCACCAUGCUGGGGAACCUGGGCAUGAUAGCGCUGAUCCGCCUGAAUGCUCAGCUCCACACCCCCAUGUACUACUUCCUCAGCAACCUGUCGCUCGUGGACCUCUGCUACUCCUCCGUCAUCACCCCCAAAAUGCUGGUGCACUUCGUGUCCACGAACAACAGCAUCUCCUACGCGGGGUGCAUGUCACAGCUCUACUUCUUCCUGGUGUUUGUCAUCGCCGAGUGCUACAUGCUGACCGUGAUGGCCUACGACCGCUACGUGGCCAUCUGCAGGCCUUUGCUCUACCACAUCGUCAUGUCCCAUCACGUCUGCUCCCUGCUGGUGGCUGUGGUCUACGCCAUGGGGCUCCUUGGCUCAACCACAGAGACCGGCCUCAUGCUAAGGCUGCCCUACUGUGAGGUCCUCGUCAGCCAUUACUUCUGUGACAUCCUCCCCCUCAUGAAGCUCUCCUGCUCGAGCACCUACGUUGUGGAGGUGGUGGUCUUCUUCCUAGCCGGAUUCAACAUCAUCGUCACCAGCGUGAUGGUCCUCUUUUCCUACGCCUUCAUCUUCGCCAGCAUCCUCCGCAUCAGCACCGCGAAGGGCAGGUCCAGGGCCUUCAGCACCUGCAGCUCCCACCUCGCGGCUGUGGGGAUGUUCUACGGGUCCACGGCGUUCAUGUACCUAAAACCCUCCACCGCCAGUUCCCUGGCCCAGGAGAGUGUGGCCUCCGUGUUCUACACCACGGUGAUCCCCAUGCUGAACCCCCUCAUCUACAGCUUGAGGAAUAAGGAGGUAAAGGCAGCCCUACAGAGGACCCUGCAGAGAAAAAUGUUUUGA